AUCGAUACUGGCAUAAUGUUAUCUACGUACUGAACAUCGUGAAUGACGGCAUAUCGCUUUGUGAAAAGAUUCGAUACAUUGGCGACUUCACUUGCAUUGAUAAAUUGGAUUAUCUUGGCUGUCCUUCGAUGUUAGUAAUAGUGCAUUAGUAGCUUUGGAAGUGCAUUCAUUGGCAGUGAUUCCUAACUUUUAUUAUACUGUGAGAUACUUGUGUGAGCUUGAGUGCAAGUGGAAGAUGAUGAUUCUAAAUUUAGUCUAUUGACAAUCACUAGUCGAUGUUAUCAACUGUCUCAUUGCUGUCAAGUUCAGAUGUAUAAAGCUUUCCAAGUAAUAAUUCAAUUUUUAUAAAAUUUCCUGGGACCCACAGCACAGUGAGAAAGAAAAGUGACCGAAAUAAAUGUAAAUUCAUCACAGCAUCGUUGCUCAGAGACUAUCCAAACCUUGCGUGUUAUUAAUUUGAUUAGAGUGAUAAAAAAGAGUAGUAGCAGACACUGCGAAAUGCGUCGCGACGAAACCUACAGGCGUAUCACGCGAGAGAAGGUUGUGGUUCGGGGAAAUACGACCAUCAGGACCCUGGACUCCACCGUAUCGUUUUUGCCCAUCGUUGAAUCCUCACAACCUUCCACGUCCAGUUUUCAGCAUAUGGCCCGGAUGAUGGACACGCUGAUACUGGAUAAUUUAGCGCCAUUCGCGUUCACCAAAAUUACCACCACCCAUCGGCCGUCAAGGAUAUCUGCCUCCAACGGUGGCGGGCCUGGUGGUGCCCCGAUGGGUGUCGAAAGUGGAACACGAGUGGUGGGAGGAGGCGGUGGUGGAGGAGUCGGAGGUGUUCCGGUAAUUGGUGGAGGUGUCAGGAAGGCGACCAGCACAUCUAACGUGGCAGCCAGUGGAAUCGGUGGCGGCAGCUCAAUACGUGUCAACCUGCAGAAGAAUAAAAUUCCAACACAAGGUCAGCAUACAGAUUAUGCUUCUCCUACAUCGGGCUUACAGGAAGUACACCCGAACCCUCGACAUGCCGCCAUGGCUUCCAAUGCCGCUUCUCCUCCAACGGCAACUGACUCCCGCUGGAUAUCCUCGCUGCGCCGUAGAGACCCAGAGCUCCAACCAACACUGCCUUCAAUCAAUAACUCAAAUCACCACAGUACCUCAUCGCUUACGCACCAGCACAGUGUCGGUUACACAAGUUCCUCAAAUACCCCCACGGAACGAAGAAGUAGCAGGAACAGUGGUCAGAAAUCUUCGCUGCGUAAAAGUCGAUCUGUCGAAAGAAUUCGUGCUCGAAAACUGGCCACCUCCAAGAUCAAGGAACGACCGAAGAAGUCGUCCUCGGAGGAAGGGGGAGGUUCUGACGACCAAGAGGCCACUUCGGUUGAAGAAAACUCCCCUCAGCAACAGAACUCACCGGUGAAACGGAUCGAAAAGUCCAAGAUCUUCUCUCCCAUAGGAUAUGAAGCUCACCUGGUGGACACGUUGGAAAAGGACAUGCUACAGAAAAAUCCAAAUGUACAGUGGAACGACGUAGCCGGAUUGAACGAAGCGAAAGCCAUUCUCCAGGAAGCAGUUGUGCUUCCGGUUAUUCUACCAGAUUUCUUCCGCGGAAUUCGACGACCCUGGAAGGGUGUUCUGAUGGUUGGACCACCUGGCACAGGGAAAACCAUGCUGGCCAAGGCCGUUGCUACAGAGUGCGGUACAACGUUCUUCAAUGUGUCUUCGAGCACCUUAACAUCGAAGUACCGAGGAGAAAGUGAAAAACUGGUGCGACUGUUGUUCGAAAUGGCACGAUACUAUGCUCCGAGCACGAUUUUUAUUGAUGAAAUUGAUUCGUUGUGUGCCUGUCGGGGAAGUGACUCAGAACACGAAGCCAGCAGGCGGUUUAAAGCGGAAUUGCUCAUACAAAUGGAUGGAUUGAACGCUGCAAGUUACAGCGAUGAAAAAAUAAUCAUGGUUUUAGCGGCGACCAAUCAUCCGUGGGAUAUUGAUGAAGCUUUCAGGAGGCGAUUCGAGAAGCGUGUCUACAUCGGUCUUCCCAACGACAACACCAGAAAGGCACUGUUGGAACUCUGUCUAAAGGGGGUCAAUAUGUCACCCGAUUUGGAAACCGAUACAAUUGCAGAUCAGCUCAGAGGCUAUACGGGAUCCGACAUUGCUAAUGUUUGCCGCGAUGCCGCCAUGAUGGCAAUGAGGAGGCACAUCAAUGGUCUGACACCGUCGGAAAUAAAAAUGAUUCGAAGGGAAGAGGUGGACUUGCCGGUUACGGCACAGGACUUCCAGGACGCGAUGGUCAAAACGCGCAAAUCAGUGUCAGCAAAUGAUGUGGCCCGUUACGAGACGUGGAUGGAUGAAUACGGAUCAUGCUAGUGUUACGUUUAAGCUCAAAGAGAACUCUAUUGUGUCAUUCCUUGUGCGAUAGACUCUGCUCUCCUGACCCAUUACGCAAUGCACACCUCCUAUUAAAAGCGCCCAACUCACUUGCUUACCCUACCGUUGUAUUAUCUAUCAUCUGUUGUGUUCAUUCAAGACCCGACAUAAUCAUUUGGAUCAAUAUUACAAUAUGUACCAGUAACAAUGUUAACAUUAAAUGAUUGUUUGAAAAAAUGUUAGUCAUUUGCAUUCGGUUAAAUCAUAUAAGUGUUUUACUAUAAGUUGUUUUUGAUCUCAACAAGUAAUAGAAAUAUUCAUCAUAAGAAACAAAACAAAUACCUAUGUAUUGUUUCCUUAAGUCAAAUAGAUAAACAAAUCUA
This is a messenger RNA of Armigeres subalbatus, 2741 nucleotides long. It is a transcript of the gene kat-60L1, whose product is annotated as katanin p60 ATPase-containing subunit A1. Gene Ontology annotation, biological process: microtubule severing. NCBI's taxonomy places the organism in Eukaryota, Metazoa, Arthropoda, Insecta, Diptera, Culicidae. The transcript is spliced from 5 exons. Gene Ontology annotation, molecular function: ATP hydrolysis activity; microtubule binding; microtubule severing ATPase activity. The record is from RefSeq and is a predicted model, not a curated record. The coding region runs from base 499 to 2358 and encodes 619 amino acids. Gene Ontology annotation, cellular component: microtubule cytoskeleton.